AUGAGUAACAGCACCAGCACCACCGACGAGCGACCCAAGUGGGACAACAAAGUUCAGUACCUUCUCACUUGCAUCGGAUUUGCUGUGGGUCUGGGCAAUGUGUGGCGCUUCCCCUACCUGUGCCAGAUCUAUGGAGGAGGGGCCUUCCUGAUCCCCUACCUGAUCGCACUGGUGUUCGAGGGACUCCCCCUGUUGUACCUCGAGCUGGCCAUUGGGCAAAAGCUGAGGUCAGGAAGCAUCGGAGUGUGGAAUUCAAUAUCACCCUACUUGGGCGGAGUUGGUGUUGCAUCAAUGGUUGUGUCCUUCCUAGUUGGCCUCUUCUAUAACACCAUCCUGGCCUGGGUCCUUUGGUAUUUCUUCAAUUCUUUUCAGGAGCCCCUACCUUGGAAGUACUGCCCUCUCAAAUCGGACCUAACAGGCUACGUGGAGGAAUGCGUGGAAAGCACGCCCGUUAACUACUUCUGGUACCGCGAGACACUAAAUAUAACAGCCAACAUCGAAAUCAACGGCUCGUUGCAGUGGCAGAUGGUGGUGUGCCUGGCGAGUGCCUGGUGCGUGGUGUACCUCUGCUUCAUACGCGGCAUCGAGACCAUCGGAAAGGCGGUGUACGUCACGGCCACGUUCCCAUACCUGGUCCUCACCAUCUUCCUGGUCCAAGCCCUCACCCUCCCGGGCGCUACCGUUGGGCUCCGUUACCUCUUCACUCCCGAAUGGGAGACACUAAAGAACCCUAAAGUGUGGCUAGAUGCAGCCACGCAGAUUUUCUUUUCACUGUCCUUAGCUUUCGGGGGACUCAUCGCUUUCUCCAGUUACAAUCCUCCCAAGAACAACUGUGAGCGCGACGCGCUGCUCGUGGGGUGCAUCAACAGCGCCACAUCCCUCUACGCCUCAAUCCCCAUCUUCUCCAUUCUAGGAUUUAAGGCGUAUUCAAACUUCAGUUCCUGCCAGCAGAGAAAUAUCCUGACUCUGACUAAUGAAUUUGACAUUGGAGACACAAAUAUAACCCUUGAAAACUAUGAGAAGUGGUUGGAAUACCUGAACUCAACAAAUCCUGAUCGAGUUUUAAGCCUGAACCUGAAACACUGUGAUAUUCAGACCUUCCUUGACCAGAGUGCUUCUGGAACUGGCCUGGCUUUCAUUGUCUUCACGGAGGCAGUGAUUGAGAUGCCGGCCUCACAGGUGUGGGCCGUGCUCUUCUUCAUCAUGCUCUUCAGCCUUGGACUUUCCUCCAUGUUUGGGAACCUGGAAGGGGUCCUCGCACCCCUGCAGGACCUCCACAUGAUGCCCAAGUGGAUGCCCAAGGGAAUUCUCACAGGUUUCAUAUGUCUGGUCUCUUUUGCAAUCGGCCUGAUUUUCACAAUGGGCUCUGGUAACUACUGGCUGGAGAUCUUUAACAGCUACGUGGGCUCCUUGCCUCUGCUGGUCAUAGCUUUCUUUGAGAUCAUCGCUGUGGUUUAUGUCUACGGUAUGAAGAGGUUCAGAGAGGACAUUGAAGAGAUGACCGGCAAGAAACCCAACCUUUUUUGGCAGACAUGUUGGAUGGUGAUCAGCCCACUCAUGCUGCUGGUCGUGUUUGUGGCUUACGUGGUGGUUGAGGCUUCCAGAGUGCCGGAGUACCCAGCGUGGAACCCAGACUACGUGAACUUCCCACUGACUGAAGACCAGCCGUACCCCGAGUGGGUUUUUGCCAUUUGCGUGCUGCUGUCCGCCCUGCCAUGCGUCUUCAUUCCCAUCGUUACUGUCUACAGGUUUUUCAUGCGUCGUUGCAGGGCUAACAGCGCGCCGUAUAUAAAUCCGUACGAGAACGGCGACCAGAGAGACACAGUUCUCGUUUCAUGUAUUCAUCAAAUCAACACUCAACAGAAACUGUAG
This is a messenger RNA of Brienomyrus brachyistius, 1872 nucleotides long. RefSeq names its product solute carrier family 6 member 18 (gene slc6a18). Gene Ontology annotation, biological process: sodium ion transmembrane transport. The coding region runs from base 1 to 1872 and encodes 623 amino acids. The transcript has 12 exons. The record is from RefSeq and is a predicted model, not a curated record. NCBI's taxonomy places the organism in Eukaryota, Metazoa, Chordata, Actinopteri, Osteoglossiformes, Mormyridae. Gene Ontology annotation, cellular component: membrane.